ACUUGAACCUGAAGUGGGACUUCAUAUAAAAGCCAAGAUGGGCGACGACAGAAAGCCAGAAUAUGAUGCAAAGUACGAAAUGACUCCUCAAUCAGAAGCCGAUCUCGAAAAAGGCAAAGUGAAGAUCACUGAUCCCAGCGAUGAGAAGAAAUCUGCCGAAGAGGAUAAUGAAUGGGGUGGCUUGAAUAAAGCCGAGUUGCUUGAAGUUGCUGACACCCCGUUCUGGAAUUGGACCCGUAACAUCUUGUUGAUUCUUUUCUGGAUUGGUGAGUGGUGAGAAAAGAGUGUUUUCUAUCGAGUUGUGCCUCAGUCAUUCAAGGAUAGCAGCGGCGAUGGUUAUGGCGAUCUCAAAGGACUGACCAAGAAACUAGACUACGUUACAGGCAUUGGUGCUGGUGUGUUGGUACUGUCUUCCAUCUACAAACAGUCUGAACAGCAACAGGACCUGGGUCAAGAGGUUGUGGACUUCACCAAUGUGGACUCCCGUCUGGGAACUCUUGAAGACUUUGAUGCCUUGAUGACCGCUGCUGAUGAUCAAGGGCUGAAAGUGAUCUUAGAAUUUGUCCCUAACCAUUCCAGUGAUGAGCAUCCUUGGUUCUUGGCCAGUCGUAACAGGAGUGGCAACUACAGCGAUUACUACGUAUGGGAAGAUUGUGAUCAAGCUAACCCACCAAAUGAUUGGCUCAACAAGUAUGAAGACUCUGCAUGGACCUAUGAUGCUGUCAGGGGUCAGUGCUUCUACCAUUACUUGACAACAGAUCAACCAGACCUCAACUACGACAACAUCAACGUCCAGAUGGCCAUUCAGGAUGCCCUCAAAUACUGGUUUGAGCGCAAGGUUGAUGGCUUCGUUUUUAGUGACGUUGAUUACAUCUAUGAAUCUGGUGAUGUCGCCACAGCCCUUGGCAAUUGUCGCCGCUGCCAAGCAGGAACUGCAAGUCCAGCUAAUUCUACAACUGUUGCAAAUCAGCCAGAACCCACCAGUGGGCCAGAACCAACCAGUGAACCAGUGCCUGCGACUCAACCAGAAUCAAAUGACCCAUCUGGAAGCCUGUCCUCAGCUACGCAAUACUCUUGUGUUGGUGAUUCAAGCCCUGGUGUCCAAGCCAAACUUCACAACCUCCUUGUUAGCUGGAGAGAAGUCUUCAACGACAAAAGCUACCUUGGAAAGUACAGGCUCAUGGUGACGGAAACCGAGAAGGCUCCCGCAGAUGCUGUCCUCCAGUUUGGCAACGGAACCCACGAAGCAGACUUAGUGAUCAACCUUGGCUUUGCUAAGGCUAUAGAUGGUGCCCCAAAAGUUGACGCUAUCCAGGGUGCUGUGGCAAGCUGGUUAGCUGCCAAGGAUGAUGAUGCUUUUGAAAACAGAUGGAAUACUUGGACACUCGGUGACGAGAGUAUGUCUCUCAUCGCUAGCCGUGCUGGAGAGCAGUAUGUACGCUCACUCAAUUUCAUUCAGCUCACCCUUCCUGGAGCACCCAUCACUUACUAUGGAGAAGAGCUUGGAGCCCUCGAUACGAGUGCCGCCGGUGAUGAUGCUUUCCGUGGACCUAUGUACUGGGCCAACUUCACCAAUGGUAAUUUCAAUGCAGCCAAUGCUACAGCCUGGCAGCCUCUGCCUACCAACCCCAAGUACAGUGUCGAGGUUCAAAGUAAUGGCAAGAAAACCUCCGAAUGCUUGAAAAGGAGCUUACUCAAAUUCACCCUCUCGUCCUUGCUAAUAAGUUGUGCGCUGUGUUUCCAUGUGUCUUGCAAAUGUUCUGGUAUCUUCAUUCCAUCAACAGUUAUGUACGGAGUCUUGUCAGUCUUAGAAGGGUUGUCUCCGGAGACAGUUUCCUGUGUAACUACCUCAGCUUUCUGA
Molecule: messenger RNA, 1861 nt
Organism: Lytechinus variegatus (green sea urchin)
Lineage: Eukaryota; Metazoa; Echinodermata; Echinoidea; Temnopleuroida; Toxopneustidae
Product: neutral and basic amino acid transport protein rBAT-like
Biological process (GO): amino acid transport; carbohydrate metabolic process
Source: RefSeq, a predicted model, not a curated record